Molecule: messenger RNA, 2002 nt
Organism: Drosophila kikkawai
Lineage: Eukaryota; Metazoa; Arthropoda; Insecta; Diptera; Drosophilidae
Product: spermine oxidase
Molecular function (GO): polyamine oxidase activity
Source: RefSeq, a predicted model, not a curated record
CUCUCUCUCUCUCUCCUAUGGACUGUUUCUCUUUACGGUCUAAUAAAAAUUACUGAUAAUGAAGUGAGCACCGCUUUAUUCUCUGCUUAAAUGCAUUGACAUAAUACCUAGAAAAGUAAAUAUAAUACAAAAUUGGCAAGGCAACAAUGUGCUUAUCAGAAAGUUGGAUCUUAUCGGGUUAAACCAUAAACAUAGAAGGACAGAGCAAGAAACUACUACAAAGAAAUAUUAUAAAGAGCGAAAAAUUAAAGACUGCCUCGACUGUGAGUAAGAGAAACCCAAAUUAGUUGACUCUCAAACGUUGAUGGUGAAAGACGGCGGGCGGUCUGUCCAUUUUAAAAUAAAUUAAAUAUUUUAAGCAAAUAAUUAAAAUUAACAUGAGUGCCACAUCUCUACGCCUGCUUAGUAAAACCAAACAAAACGCUCGGAUUGUGAUAAUUGGAGCAGGAUCAGCUGGCAUUGCAGCUGGCACGCGACUCCUGGAACAGGGCUUCAAGAAUGUACUGCUCCUGGAGGCCGAGGAUCGCAUUGGUGGCCGUAUCCACACCAUACCCUUCGGCGACAAUGUCGUCGAUUUGGGCGGCCAAUGGUGUCACGGCGAGAAGGGUAACGUGGUCUACGAAACCGUCAAGGAUUUGGAUCUCCUAGAGGCCACAGAAGAUCACUACGAGACCUUUAAGUGCGUGCGUUCCAACAAGGAAGUGCUGCCCGACCAUAUAGCGGAUCAGCUGAAGGAUAUAGCUUUCAAGUCCAUACCGGACAGGCAAACGGAGCUCCUGGACUUUACGGGCACUCUGGGUGAUUAUUGUAACCAGAAAUUCUGGAAGGAACUGGCCAAGCUGCCGCCCAUUGAUCUCACCAUUGCCAAGGAGUUUCUGGAAAUCUUUCACAAAUUCGAGGCCUCCGUAGAGGCGGCGGAUCACCUGUACGAGGUCUCCGCGAAAGGUCACCUGGAUUACUGGCUGUGCGAGGGUGAACUUUUGCUCAACUGGCGGGACAAGGGCUACAAGAGUUUCCUGCGAUUGCUCAUGAAGGCUAGAGAGGAUCAUCCCGAGGAUCUGGGUGUCCUCAAGGGACGUGUGCUGCUCAACAGAAGAGUUUCCCAGAUUAAUUGGUUGGCAGAAGAUGAGGUAAUCAUCAGCUGCUGCAAUGGGCAGGUCAUCACGGCAGAUCAUGUCAUCUGCACCGUCUCCCUGGGAGUUCUCAAGGAGCAGCAUAAGCAGCUCUUUAUGCCAGGUCUUCCCUUGGCCAAAGUGCGAGCGAUAGAAGGACUCAAACUCGGCACCGUGGACAAGUUUUUUCUGGAGUUUGAACAUCCACCGCUGCCCAGUGACUGGCCAGCCUUCAACUGUCUCUGGCUGAGGGAGGAUCUGGAUGAACUCCGCGCCUCCGAACUCUUUUGGCUGGAGAGUGUCUUUGGCUUCUAUCCCGUGUCCAAGCAGCCAAGGAUCCUGCAGGGCUGGAUAAUCGGACCGCAUGCCCGGCACAUGGAAACGCUCACGGAGGAGAAAGUGCUGGAGGGUUUGCUCUGGCUCUUCCGCAAGUUCCUGCCCUUCGAGAUGCCGCAUCCCAAGCGGAUGCUGAGGACUCAAUGGCAUGCGAAUCAAAACUUCCGGGGCAGCUACACCUUCCGGUCCACGUACACGGACGAGCUGCGAACGGGAGCGUGGGACUUGGAGGCCCCACUGCUGGAUGUGGGCGGCAGGCCGAGACUCCAGUUCGCGGGCGAGUCUUCCCACAAGCACUAUUAUUCCACAGUUCACGGUGCCGUGGAGACGGGUUUCCGCGAGGCCAAUAGACUGAAUACCUACUACAGGUCGCGGACAGCACAGCUGUGAGAAGGGAAGUGGGGUUGGGUCAUCCCCAGGAGGAGUUAUCCUUGAGUGAAUCCCUAAAAUCGAGCAAAGAAGCUGGAGAACCUAUGAUUUAUUUUGCUUAAGAUGAGAUUUUACAAUCACUUACAACUUGGACAGGUAUUAAAGUAAAAAUGGAUUGAAAAAAA